This is a messenger RNA of Durio zibethinus, 1317 nucleotides long. Its product is annotated as annexin D3-like. Lineage: Eukaryota; Viridiplantae; Streptophyta; Magnoliopsida; Malvales; Malvaceae. The record is from RefSeq and is a predicted model, not a curated record. Gene Ontology annotation, cellular component: cytoplasm; plasma membrane. Gene Ontology annotation, molecular function: calcium ion binding; phosphatidylserine binding; calcium-dependent phospholipid binding. Gene Ontology annotation, biological process: response to heat; response to cold; response to water deprivation.
UUCUUUUUUAAUUAUGAAAAAUGGUAUCAAAAUCCAACAAAAAUAAAGAUUACAAGUACUGAUAUUUAGCAUAGAAAACAACAGAAACUGAAGGAAGAAAGAAACUGAAAAAAAUCAGUGAACAAAAUGAAGAGUUUUAAGAAACUUUUCACAAGUAAAUCAAAAACCCAUAUCCGUGAAUCUAGUUUUAAGAUUGAAGGAAUGGGUUCACUUAAAGUACUAGAUGUCAUUCCUCCUCCGGAAGAAGACUCUGAGAAACUCAAGAAAGCUUUUCAAGGAUUGGGGACAGAUGAGGAAGGGAUAAUUGAGAUAUUAGGACACAGAAAUGCAAGUCAAAGGAAGAAAAUUAGAGAAACUUAUCAGCAGCUCUACAAUGAAAGUCUUAUUGAUGCUCUCAAUUCUGAACUUUCUGGUGAUUUCAGAAAAGCUGUCAUUCUUUGGACAUAUGAUCCUCCUGAGAGGGAUGCCAAACUGGCAAAUGAAGCAUUGAAGUCAAAGAAGAAGGGUGUUAAGCAGCUAGAAAUCAUAGUUGAGAUGUCAUGUGCAUUGUCUCCUCAGCAUCUUGUGGCAGUGAGGCAGGCCUAUUGCUCUCUCUUUGAUUGUUCACUUGAAGAAGAUAUCAUAGCUUCAGUAUCUGCACCCCUCAAAAAGAUUUUGUUGGGCUUAGUAACUUCCUACAGGUAUGACAAGGAAGUGAUGGACAUGGAUGUAGCCAACUUAGAGGCAGAUAGACUACAUGAGGCUAUCAAAACAAAGGAGUUAGUUCAUGAUGAUGUAGUUUAUAUACUCUCGACAAGAAAUUUCAAUCAACUCAGGACAACAUUUGAAUGCUACAAGAAAAAAUAUGGAAAUCCUAUUGACAAGGACAUCAUGAAAUCUGGGAAGGUUGAUUUGGAAGCACUACUGAAAAUGGUUAUUUUGUGCAUAGAUUCUCCAGAAAAGCACUUUGCAGAGGUUGUUGGAACUUCCAUCAUUGGGCUGGGAACCGAUGAAGAUUCACUAACAAGAGCCAUUGUCACUAGAGCAGAAAUUGACAUGAUGAAAGUAAGAGGAGAAUAUUUCAACAUUUACAAGUCGAACCUUGAUGAUGCAGUUAUAGGGGAUACAUCUGGAGAUUACAGAAACUUCUUGGUGACCCUACUUGGUGGCAAGAUCUGAUCCCUUCUGUCAUGUUUACACUUUGAAUUGGAGACCAUGGAUUGUUUGCAUUGGUGGUUUAAUAUGAUUUGUAAUGGGAAAACCUUUCAUAUAAAAAAAAAAAAGAGAGAGAAAACCCGUAUCAAACUCCUAAGUCUCAAUUGUUACUAUCUGUUUUCA